AUGGAGUCGUAUGCGAUACAUUUGGCCAUGGCGGCUCUGACGGUGGAGAGGGAGAGAGAGGACAACUCCGAUGGCGGUGACUCACCGCAGCACAUGAAAAAGCGUAGAAGCCACGCGCGUCGCAAGGGCAGCGGCUAUUACCGGCGGAGCUCGGCGUCGUUGCCGGACGUGACGGCGAUCUCCGGCGGGAUUGACGGUGACGAUCAUAGGCGCAACGGCUUGCUUCCGGUUGAUGGUAUUCCUGCCGGGUUGCCGAGGCUGCACACGCUUCCGGAAGGGAAAUCUACUGAGCUUGCGAGUUCAGCUAAGAGAACUGGUAAUCUUAUACGACCAACUUCUCCCAAGUCUCCAGUUGCAAGUGCCAGUGCCUUUGAGAGUGUAGAAGGAUCAGAUGAUGAAGAUAAUAUGACUGACAAUGCUAAACUAGGCACUGUGGGGCCAGAUGGUAAAAUCCUUUUUGAGAAUUUACCGAACCAUGUUAAUGCCAAUGGAGAGCAAAUUCCUAUAGCUCCUUCAAGUAUGAUUCGGUCCCAUAGUGUAUCUGGUGAUCUGCAUGGUGUUCAGCCUGAUCCAAUUGCAGCUGAUAUUUUAAGGAAAGAGCCAGAACAAGAGACUUUUGCUAAACUUAAAAUUACUCCUACUGAAGUGCCAUCUACCGAUGAAGUGGAGGUCUAUGUGGUUCUUCAAGAAUGCCUUGAAUUGCGAAAAAGAUAUGUAUUCAGCGAGACAGUUGCUCCGUGGGAGAAAGAAAUUAUAUCUGACCCCAGUACCCCAAAGCCUAACCCAGCACCAUUUUUUUAUACUUCUGAGGGGAAGUCUGAUCAUUAUUUUGAAAUGCAAGAUGGGGUUGUUCAUGUGUAUCCUAAUAAAGAUUCAAGAGAAGAGCUUUUUCCUGUUGCCGAUGCAACAACCUUCUUCACUGACCUACAUCACAUACUUCGAGUUAUAGCAGCAGGGAAUAUCAGAACUUUAUGCCAUCAUCGACUGAAUCUUCUGGAACAAAAAUUCAAUCUUCAUUUAAUGCUUAAUGCGGAUAGGGAAUUUCUGGCUCAGAAAAGUGCUCCGCAUCGUGACUUUUAUAAUGUCAGAAAAGUUGAUACACAUGUUCAUCAUUCGGCAUGCAUGAACCAGAAACAUCUUUUGAGGUUUAUAAAAUCAAAGUUGAGGAAAGAGCCUGAUGAGGUUGUGAUAUUUCGAGAUGGAACCUAUUUGACCUUGAAAGAGGUUUUUGAGAGUUUGGAUUUGACUGGGUACGACCUAAAUGUUGACCUUUUGGAUGUUCAUGCAGACAAGAGCACAUUUCAUCGUUUUGAUAAGUUUAAUCUCAAGUACAACCCCUGUGGUCAAAGUAGGCUUCGUGAGAUUUUCCUUAAGCAGGAUAAUCUUAUUCAAGGUCGUUUCCUUGCUGAGCUGACCAAGCAAGUGUUUUCUGAUCUGUCUGCCAGUAAAUAUCAGAUGGCUGAGUACAGAGUAUCAAUAUAUGGUAGGAAACAAAGUGAGUGGGACCAAAUGGCUAGUUGGAUAGUGAACAAUGAAUUAUACAGUGAGAAUGUUGUUUGGUUGAUUCAGUUGCCACGACUGUACAAUAUAUACAAGGAAAUGGGAAUAGUAACAUCAUUUCAGAACAUUCUUGACAAUAUCUUUAUUCCACUAUUUGAGGUUACCAUAGAUCCAGAUUCUCAUCCACAACUGCAUGUUUUCCUGAAACAGGUUGUGGGGUUAGAUUUGGUGGAUGACGAAAGCAAACCUGAAAGACGCCCCACAAAACACAUGCCAACACCAGCACAAUGGACCAAUGUAUUCAAUCCUGCAUUUUCAUACUACGUGUACUACUGUUAUGCUAAUCUCUACACAUUAAACAAGCUUCGUGAAUCAAAAGGCAUGACAACAAUCAAAUUUCGUCCGCAUUCUGGGGAGGCUGGUGACAUUGACCACCUUGCUGCAACCUUUCUUACCGCAAAUAAUAUUGCACAUGGAAUCAAUUUGAGAAAAUCUCCUGUGCUUCAAUAUCUGUAUUAUUUAGCCCAGAUUGGCUUGGCUAUGUCACCCCUGAGCAACAAUUCUCUGUUUUUGGACUACCAUCGGAACCCUUUUCCUAUGUUUUUCUUACGAGGUCUUAAUGUUUCUCUUUCUACUGAUGAUCCUCUCCAAAUCCACUUAACAAAAGAACCUUUGGUGGAAGAAUAUAGUAUAGCUGCUUCUGUAUGGAAAUUGAGUUCAUGUGACCUAUGUGAAAUUGCCCGUAAUUCUGUCUACCAAUCUGGUUUUUCACACGCACUUAAGUCACACUGGAUUGGCAGAGAGUACUAUAAGAGAGGGCCAGAUGGAAAUGACAUCCACAAAACAAACGUGCCUCAUAUCCGGGUGGAAUUUCGUGAAACGAUCUGGAGAGAAGAGAUGCAACAAGUUUAUCUCGGAAAGGCCAUGAUUCCUAAAGAAGUUGAGAGGUGA
Prunus armeniaca (apricot) is the source of this 2451-nucleotide messenger RNA. The record is from the annotation of a GenBank genome assembly. NCBI's taxonomy places the organism in Eukaryota, Viridiplantae, Streptophyta, Magnoliopsida, Rosales, Rosaceae.